UGUUGAUUGACUCUAAUUCCCAUUUCUUCCCUCUCUUCCUUUGAUAGGCAAGUCCAUGAGGUUCAGUCUUACAUGGGGCAUCUUGAGACCUCCGACAAGCAGUCAGUACACUUGGUAGAAAAUGAGAUUCAGGCAAGAAUAGACAGGAUAUUCAGCAACCUGGAACGCCUGGAGAUCCUGUCCAGCAAAGAACCUGCCAACAAACGGCAGAAUGCCAAACUCCGAGUUGACCAGCUGAAAUAUGAUGUCCAGCACCUGCAGUCAGCACUGAGGAAUUUCCAGCAUCGUCGUUACAGUCGAGAGCAACAGGAGAAACAGCGAGAGGAGCUCCUGGCACGCACUUUCACUGCUAAUGACUCUGACACCACCAUACCGAUCGACGAAACAUUACAGUUUAAUGAAUCCCUCCAGAAUGCCCAUCGUGGCAUGGAUGAUCUUAUUGGCAGUGGGACCAGCAUCCUGCAUGGGCUGAGGGACCAGAGAAUGACACUAAAGGGCACGCACAAAAAAAUCCUAGAUGUUGCCAACAUGCUGGGCUUAUCGAACACAGUGAUGCGACUGAUUGAGAAGCGGGCUUUCCAGGACAAAUACUUCAUGAUCGGCGGAAUGCUCUUGAGCUGCGUGAUCAUGUUCCUUGUGGUGCAGUACCUGACGUGAGCUGAUAAUUCGAGCUAGAGGAGAGAACCAUUUGGAUGAAGACAGACUGCCCUCCCCAAAUGUACUGCUUAGUUCUUUGUGACCUUUGGGUUAGUCCUGCUCCGUAAACUGCAGUGUGUGCCAAGUGACACUCAGAUGUAAUCACAUAUGGGCCAUGCAGAGGGGAGCAAAUGUGGCUGAGGAUGCCAUAAUUGGAACUAGGAGCCCAGCCUUUAAUGUGGUUAGCCUGUUGCCUGUAUACUGCAGACUCUAGUUACACAGGAGCCGGAUGCAAUGAAUAUUUUUGAUCAGCUCUACUAGGAAUGGUUGUGAUAACCUCGUUUUUUUUAUUGGGGGUGGGGGGGAGUGGAGAGGGGAUGGAGGAGUUAAGAACUGUAAGGAAAAAUGUGAUGUACCUUCCCUGUGCUGGGGUUUUCUCAUUGUUAUUUUCCACAUGCAGAAGCCUUGUGAGGAAAGUAACAAAACCCUACAGAGGCCUGCCCUGCAGAGCAUACACGCAUGGA
Messenger RNA from Gopherus flavomarginatus (Mexican gopher tortoise), 1160 nucleotides. RefSeq names its product golgi SNAP receptor complex member 2 (gene GOSR2). The record is from RefSeq and is a predicted model, not a curated record. The transcript has 5 exons. Gene Ontology annotation, cellular component: endoplasmic reticulum membrane; Golgi apparatus; ER to Golgi transport vesicle membrane. Bases 73 to 657 code for a protein of 194 amino acids. Gene Ontology annotation, molecular function: SNAP receptor activity; SNARE binding. Gene Ontology annotation, biological process: intra-Golgi vesicle-mediated transport; vesicle fusion. Lineage: Eukaryota; Metazoa; Chordata; Testudines; Testudinidae.